Molecule: messenger RNA, 1137 nt
Organism: Phytophthora nicotianae INRA-310
Lineage: Eukaryota; Oomycota; Peronosporomycetes; Peronosporales; Peronosporaceae
Exons: 1
Biological process (GO): mannan biosynthetic process
Cellular component (GO): Golgi apparatus
Molecular function (GO): alpha-1,2-mannosyltransferase activity
Source: RefSeq, a predicted model, not a curated record
AUGGCGGAGCGUUUCUUCAGGUCUCACGUGGUCAUCGAUACAUCUGCUAACCAGAGCUUUAGAAAUGCGGGAAUAAACGCCUCGACGAAGCUGACAGCGACCCACGAGCAGUUUUCUCAACGCAAGAUAAUAGAUCUGCCAUCGAGUGAAACGAAGAAACGUCGAUUCAAAUGUCUUGGAUGGAGAGCAACGAAGGGAUGUAGCCCAGACGGCCUACGCAACUCUCAAGGUGAUUUAGGUUGCAGUAUCUCGAUUCCAAAGAAGACAUCAGGCUACUGUGAAGUCGAAGACAUCGAUACCAGGGAAAGGUUCCGCGUCAUGAAGCGUUCUUGUGCAAACACGAAGGGUGGUGCCGUAUUUCGAUGCUCGGACGCUCCAGGGUUUGCCAACUUCCGUGUGGAAGCCCAGCUUGUUAUAGCUCAGACUAAAAAGCCUCGUUUCGCUUUACCCAAUCUGAGAGCAGACUUGCAAACUCCCAGUCGAGGCAUUGUUAUGGUAGUGUAUCCUGCGUUGGUAGCUAGCGCUUAUUCCACAAUCCGACUGCUUCGCGACGUGUUGGGUUGUGAACUACCAAUCGAGAUCUGGUUUUCUCCCGACGAAAUGCGGAAAACCCCGGGGUCACUUAAACCGCUGCAGACACUAAAUGAAAACACAACUACUGGCAACUUGACACUUCGUGAGAUCAAUACGAACGGCAGACCCAUUCGGUUUGAGGCAAAGAUAUACGCGAUUUAUCACAGCAAUUUCGAACAAGUGCUGUUUCUGGACGCCGACAACGCCCCAGUGAGAGAUCCAACUUCUCUAUUCGAAACACCCGAGUUUGUGAAAAUGGGCGCCAUCUUUUGGCCCGAUUAUUGGCAUCCACAGAACACGAUGUUCUAUAUCAACUCGGAAUCCCUCGUCUGGCAAUUAUUGGACAUGCCUUUUGUCGAUAUGUUCGAACAAGAAAGCGGUCAGAUUCUCAUCGAUCGUCGUCGACACGCAGCACCACUCCACCUCGUAUCAUUCUAUGCAUUCCAUCGACCCAAUUACUUUCAGCUUCAGCGACUUGCGUGGGGUGACAAGGAUCUAUUUCGCUUCGCGUGGUUGAAGCUCGAGGUUCCAUUCUUCAUGAUCCAAACUCCGCCUUCUAUUGCC